AUGGGCUAUGGGGGCGAAAAGGCGAAUUCACUUCAGAAACCCUUCAUCAGUGUUAGUGAUGAUGAUGACCAGCUCAGCAUAUCAUGUGAAAUACCACUUUCAGUCAGAGCUGAUUUCAUCUGUAGCCUCUACACUGAGAAUGAUGCUCUUCUGUAUCAACGUGACUCUCAGUGGAGUCAGUCUGGAAAUAAUCUUUGUAUGUUUUAUGUAAGUCGUAGUGAACUCUUCACACGAUCAGUGAACAGCAGACGGCUGAUCUGUGUUUAUUCACUCAAGACUGAACCUGAGAUCAGAUCACCACACAGUGACACAUAUACCAUCAGAGAAUCUCCUACUGUAAAAGUAUCUCCAGAUGUCAUAAGAGAGUCCAGCUCAGUGAAGAUCAGCUGUGAGACUCCAGCAGAUGUUAGAGUGAAUCAGUGUUAUUUCAUCACAAACAGAGAAGAGAAGAAUCUAAAAGUCAGUUCAUCAUGUGAGCUCGAGCUCACUGGUGCUGAAGUGCUCAGAUGGGCAGGUGUAAAAUCACCUGAAUCAAUCUACAUUAACUGUUACUACACAAUACAUGAAGGAGGCAUUAAUAAACCAUCAUCUGAUUCUCCUCCCGCCACAGUGACGGUUCUAGAUGCACUUCCAAAACCCUUCAUCAGUGUUAGUGAUGACCAGCUCAGCAUAUCAUGUGAAAUACCACUUUCAGUCAGAGCUGAUUUCAUCUGUAGCCUCUACACUGAGAAUGAUGCUCUUCUGUAUCAACGUGACUCUCAGUGGAGUCAGUCUGGAAAUAAUCUUUGUAUGUUUUAUGUAAGUCGUAGUGAACUCUUCACACGAUCAGUGAACAGCAGACAGCUGAUCUGUGUUUAUUCACUCAAGACUGAACCUGAGAUCAGAUCACCAGGCAGUGACACAUACACCAUCAGAGAUCUUCUUCAGGCCAAGUUGAGAGCGUCUACUUCAGUUAUUCUGGAAACAGACACAGUUGAGCUGAGCUGUGAGAAUACUGAAGAUCUGAAGAUGGAGAAGUGUUACUUCAGCAUAAAUGGAGAAGGAAGUAACUCAAAAGUGAGCUCAUCAUGUCAGCUCUCACUCAUCUGUUCUGCUGAUGUUCUCACAGAGCUGAACUACACCUCCUGCCAGCUGGAAACAACGUCUAUUUUAACCUCCUCUGUCUGCCCCUCAAAACAUGGAUGA
This is a messenger RNA of Sinocyclocheilus rhinocerous, 1185 nucleotides long. RefSeq lists its product as uncharacterized. The transcript is spliced from 6 exons. Bases 1 to 1185 code for a protein of 394 amino acids. The record is from RefSeq and is a predicted model, not a curated record. Lineage: Eukaryota; Metazoa; Chordata; Actinopteri; Cypriniformes; Cyprinidae.